AUGGACGGUAUCGAAAGGAAGGCCGUGCAAGACCGCUACCAUGCGGCCGACACCUCGCUCCCACCUCCAAACAUCCACGUUGGCAGUGCCCAGCGCAAUCAGAGCAGGCGGACGCCUAGACGUAGAUGGGCGAUCGCAAGUGUAGUUUUGCUUGGCUACUUCUGGCUGUGUUCGCCCGCCGGCAACGAUAUCUUGGAUGGCAUUCGUCGUCGGAUCCACCAUCAUAGCGGUUGCUCGUCCGACGCCCCUUACUUGCGACCCGAGAAUGAGACUGACUUUUCUCGAGCGGAGCGAGGUCAGGUGGUGUGGUUUGACUGCGGCGAUGAGAAGCGCUAUCCUUCGCCGCUCAAGUGCGGUCGCAUGAAGGCGCCCCUUGAUUGGACCAAUGCCGACACGGACAGCCGAAAUGCCUCUAUCGCUGUCAUCUUCUACCCCGCCGGUGCUGGCAAAACACACGAGGAUGAGGUGCUCGGCUCGCUCCUUACCAACCCCGGUGGACCUGGUGGCUCGGGAUUCGAGUUUAUCGCCCGUAAGAAUGCAGCUAAGAACAACGAGCUACUGGCCGCCAACUUUGACACCAUCCUCGACCACAAGUACAAUAUUGUCUCGUUUGAUCCUCGUGGUGUUGGCCGCACCUUUCCGCGUAUGGAUUGCUGGAACAGCACUGAAAAAAGCUACGUCCACCGCAUCGAGGCAGGCUCGUUCGGUGCUCUGUACUCGCAUCCCGGUGCGCUCGACAGCGAGGUUGGUUCACAACUCGCCAGUAUCGACCUACUCUCCCAGCUCUGCAGCGCCGAUCCGUUCGUCUCCGAGCAUGGCAAGUACGUUGGCACAACCGCCGUUGCUCGGGAUAUGCAGCUCCUUCACCGAUUCUUUGGUGACAAGCGCAUCAACUAUUGGGGCUUUAGCUAUGGCACCGUGCUUGGUUCUACGUUUGCUGACAUGUUCCCACAGGGCGUCAAUCGUUUGAUAAUCGAUGGUGUAGUUGACGUGCCCAACUACAUGGAGGGUCUCUGGAGUGACAAUCUCAAGGAUACUGAUGGCGGCUUUGACGGCUUCUUCAACGAGUGUAUCAAGGCUGGACCUCAGGCUUGUUCGCUGGCUACACAGGCUUCAGAUGGCAACGAGCUCAAGCAGAAAUUCCUCGACUUGCUCGAAGAGCUCAAGUACCAUCCCAUCCCUGUGUUUCUGGCGGAUGUGCCGCAACUGCUCACCUUUAGCAUGGUUCUCGAGACCUUCUUUAUCGCGCUAUACAAGCCGGCUGGAUGGCCCAAGCUUGCCGACAUGAUCAACGAUGUCUUGAACGGCAACGGCACUACGUUUGUGAAUGCCAACGGAGACUCGACCUACCAUAUUCCGAUCACGCCCGAGUCAGAGGAAGCGAACGCCGCCAUCGCCUGCGGUGACGCUCUUCGAGAACCGAGCGAAAAGUCGUGGAGCAUCGAUCAGGCUAAGGAGCACAUCCGUGUUCUCGAAGCUGACUCAGCGCUGUUCGGACAGUUUUUUGCCGACCAAGGCAUCAAGUGCAUUGGGUCGUGGAAGCUGCGUUCCAACGAGCGACACCGUGGUCAGUUUAAGAGCAACACCUCGUAUCCCUUGCUUACGCUAGGCAAUGAUUUCGACCCGGUCACGCCUGGUCGUUUCGCCGACAAGAUCGCCGACACGUUUGGAUCGGCCGUCUCGGUGCGUCGUGCAGGCUAUGGACACUGCAGUCUCUCGCAGCCGUCCAAGUGUAUCAACCGGAUCAUUGGCGACUACUUUGUCAAUGGCACCGUGCCUGAUAAGGGCACCAAAUGCGAGGUGGAUGAGUCGCCUUUUCCUCAACCCAAGAACGAGUCGCGCACUCUCGUGCCGCUCUCGACUGAACAUGGUCGGGAUCUAGAGCUUAGCGAGGCCAUGUCGGCGAUUAGCGACGCCGUGAUCGAGUACAAUGUCCGUCGUCUGCUGUGA
Molecule: messenger RNA, 1950 nt
Organism: Mycosarcoma maydis (corn smut)
Lineage: Eukaryota; Fungi; Basidiomycota; Ustilaginomycetes; Ustilaginales
Exons: 1
Coding region: 1-1950 (649 amino acids)
Source: RefSeq, a predicted model, not a curated record